This is a messenger RNA of Uranotaenia lowii, 2948 nucleotides long. RefSeq names its product cysteine protease ATG4D-like. The record is from RefSeq and is a predicted model, not a curated record. Lineage: Eukaryota; Metazoa; Arthropoda; Insecta; Diptera; Culicidae. Gene Ontology annotation, molecular function: protein-phosphatidylethanolamide deconjugating activity. Bases 354 to 1955 code for a protein of 533 amino acids. The transcript is spliced from 4 exons.
CUUUCGUCAUUUUCAUUAAGGACAGUUUCGACAGAAUCAGUCAGGAAAAGUUUGCAUCUUUGUUUACUUGAGCUACAAUAUAUUUGUUUAAACUUCCUUAGCAAGAUUAAGUAACGACAUUGAUUGAUUUAUUGAUUGCAGCUUAAUUUCGUCUUCAUCUAGCAAGGGCACCGAGCGAAUUUUUAUCGGGACUCGAUUGCUGACUGUGCGGAAACAAAGUCAAGGUUGAUCGUUUCAACGUUCUAUCCAGCUCUGUGAGUCACCUGAUGUGGUGUUAGAAAAGUGGGAAUUCCUUGCAAAGUUGUCCUAGUGAUCGAUCGGCCUGUUUGAAAUCCAUUUAUCACCAACCGAGAAUGAACUAUGAUGUGCUGCUGAAUCGGACCGGAAUCAGUCGAUUGACUGUCGGUCAGCAGGCGAGAAGCGUUUCCGAAAGUGAAGGUCAACGACAACAACAACAUGAAGCAACUCCCAGCCGGAAGAUGCUAGUGGGAUCUAGCGCAUACUCAGGCCGGCUGGAUCUUGGCACUAGUCCUGAAAGUGCUCGCGGAACUCCGGUGCGAAACGCAUAUCCUACUGGCAGCAACACUGGCGAUGAGUUCAAGGGCAAAGUAGAAUCAAAACUGAUGACCAUGUGGAACAACGUGAAAUUUGGUUGGAGCGGUAAAUUGAAGACCAAUUUUUCGAAGGAACAACCGCUGUGGCUGUUGGGACGAUGUUACCAUCAGAAAUCCACCCCCGGCCCAUCGUCGAUGGAAAACUCCGUAGAACUGACCAGUGCCAGUUUGGAAACCAAUCACAUGGUUUUUGAACAGCAGCAGGUUCAGAUGAGACAGUCUCCUUCGGAAAUUUAUGUGGAAAGCCCUGCGGAAGAAACGGGGACCGAUGCCAUCGAAGAUAGCAGUCCGGAAGCGAUAGUGGAGGAAGAAGGCAUCGAGGCGUUCAAACGAGAUUUCAUAUCCCGCUUGUGGAUGACUUACAGGAAGGAGUUUCAAACGAUGGACGAUUCAAACUACACCUCCGAUUGUGGUUGGGGUUGCAUGAUCCGAUCAGGACAAAUGUUGUUGGCGCAAGGUUUAAUUACGCAUUUCUUAGGCCGCAGCUGGCGCUGGGAUUCGGUGGCUGAGCAGUUCAGAUUAAAUUACAACACUCACAGCUAUGAGGAUGGCAUUCAUCGUAAGAUUAUUCGAUGGUUUGGAGACACUUCAUCUAGGACUAGUCCAUUCUCCAUCCACACGCUGGUUUCUCUAGGGAAAGAAUCUGGCAAGAAACCUGGUGACUGGUACGGACCAGGGGCAGUUGCUCACCUCCUGAGACAAGCGGUUAGGUUAGCGGCACAAGAAAUAACCGAUUUGGAUGGAAUUCACGUAUAUGUAGCACAAGAUUGUGCCGUCUACAUCCAGGAUAUUCUGGACGAAUGUACGAUUUCAACUGCACCAUCCGUGGCACCAUGGCAAAAGAAAGUAGUCACAGGUAAUCAACAAAACGAUUCAGGAAAAGGUGGCGGCUCAUCUCCAGCCACCGUUUCGCCUUCACACGAAAAAAUUUCAGCCCUCGAUUCCGCAUCAGAAGCUAUUACCGGACACUGGAAAGCAUUAAUCUUGUUGGUACCUUUGCGACUAGGAACGGAAAAGUUGAAUCCCAUCUACGGCGAUUGUCUCAAGGCAAUGCUUAGUUUGGAUAACUGUAUCGGUAUAAUCGGAGGUCGACCAAAACAUUCACUUUAUUUUAUUGGAUAUCAAGAGGAUAAACUAAUCCAUUUGGAUCCGCAUUACUGCCAGGACAUGGUUGACGUACAGCAAGAAAAUUUCCCGGUGUCCACGUUCCAUUGCAAGUCCCCCCGAAAAAUGAAGAUGAGCAAAAUGGAUCCCAGCUGCUGCAUCGGGUUUUAUUGCGAGACGCGCAAAGAUUUUCUCAAAUUCGUCGACAACGUAAAACCGGUAAGUGUGAGGCUUUGAUACAGAUAGCUGUUGAACAAGUAGGGUUUUAUGUAUAUCUAAGCUGUUUCGUCCUUGCAGACCUUAACCUUUUUGUAACUUUUAUCAGGGUUUUGAAUAUUUUUUUCUUGUAAUUUCUUUAUUUGAAACGUCUCAUUCCUUGUAGCUUUAAGGGGCUCGCUAAACUCGUUUUGAUGUUUACGAUUGCUUACUUAGAUCUAGGUCAUCACUUUUCGGAGAGAAUAGGAAAUAGAUAGGAAAAUAAUAAAAUAAAAAGAAUUAGGUAUCGAUAGAUGAUGAUCAAAAGCUUUUAGGACAAGGCAGAUUUCGAACAUUUAAUCAAUGUCUUUCGCAGCUAGUACAUUUCUUACUGGGGGCAGGGUGGUUUUCCUCGGGCCCGAAGGGAAUCUAUGAAGUUAGCUCUGGCGACGUGGUCGGGUUCAAAAAUGGCGAAAUCGUUAAAAAUGGUCAAAUCAACCGUGUGCGACGUUUUCAUUUUUUUCCCUGAAAUGCAUACUAUCGAUCGGCGGUUCAUACCAAGCGUCAUAGUGGAACUAAGGAUCGGAAACUGCAUUUGAAGGUGUUGAGAACGAUCAAGGCAAACCCAGGGCAGUCGGACUAAGACAUCGCCAAAAAUUUCAAUGCCGACCGGUGCACCGUCAGAAGGAUUCAUCUGCGCGAAGGAAUACGAUCUUAUCGGGCCAGUAAGCAGCCAAACCGGACAUUGAAGCAGAUUGUAGUGGCCAAAGGAGGUGCUCGGCAGUUAUACAACAAGGUUCUAACGAAGUCCGACGGAGGCAUCCUCAUGGAUGACGAAACAUACGUAAAGAUGGAUUUUGGGCAGCUUCCAGGCCAACAAUUUUACAAAGCCACUGCACUGAACAAAAUCGGGCUAUAAGGUUUAUUUUUUUUCUUAUCAUAGGUUUGUUUAUUAAGGCAUUUUACUUAUAAAGCUUCAUUUUGCCGAGUGUAUCACUUUAUUAAUCUAUGUUAGUAGAAGGGGUAACCGUAAUA